Messenger RNA from Thecamonas trahens ATCC 50062, 3117 nucleotides. Its product is annotated as presequence protease. Gene Ontology annotation, molecular function: metal ion binding. The transcript has 2 exons. Bases 277 to 3117 code for a protein of 946 amino acids. Lineage: Eukaryota; Apusomonadida; Apusomonadidae. The record is from RefSeq and is a predicted model, not a curated record. Gene Ontology annotation, biological process: protein processing.
GUGGCGGGACGGGUGGCGCAUGGCUCGUCUAUUGCUGGGGUUCCCAGAGGGGAGGACCGUGUCCCGCUCAACCUAGCCCGCGGCGAUACGGUGGGAUCGUUUGUGGUCGAGUCGGUGACGCCGGUGCCUGCGCUGGCUCUCGACGCCAUCGAGCUGCGGCAUCCGAGCGGGGCGAGCUAUGUGCAUCUCGACACGGCGGAUACGCACAACACGUUUGCCAUCGGCCUGCGGACGCCGCCAGAGUCAGACAAUGGCGUCUUUCACAUCCUCGAGCACAUGGUGCUCUGCUCGUCGGCCAAGUACGCCGCCCGCGAUGUGUUCUUCAACCUCUCGCAGCGGACCCUGGCUACCUUUCUCAACGCCAUGACCGCUGCCGACUCGACCAUCUACCCCUUCUCCACUGUCCACGCCCAGGACUUUGCCAACAUCCUCGACGUCUACUGCGAUGCCGUCUUCUUCCCCAACCUCACCAAGCACGACUUUGAUCGCGAAGGCUGGCGCCUCGAGCUCGACGAGGCCUCGCCCGGCGGAGUUCGCUAUCACGGCAUUGUCUUUAACGAGAUGAAGGGCGUGGUGACGGACCCUGCCGCUUGGUUCUACUACCAGCUCAAGGCGCUCCGUGCCGGCGCUCCGCUCGACCGGGCCAGCCUCACCGUGCCGCGCGGCGGCGCCGCCUCGCCGUACGCUUACAACUCGGGCGGCGACCCGCUUGCCAUCCCGUCGCUGACCCACGACGAGCUCCGCGCCGCCCACGCCAAGUACUACUCGCCGGCGAACGCGCUGUUCUUCUCGUACGGCGACCUCCCGCUCGCCCACCACAUCGAGUACCUCGAGGACAACGUGCUCUCGCGAGUCCCGCCAUCGCCUGCCGGCUCCAUUGUCCUCCCGCCACUCCCGCGGACACCCGCUGCCGAGCGCGCCGUCAUUGCCGGGCCCUUUGACUCGCUCUCGGCGCCCGACGCACAGGUAUACCACGGCUCCGAGUGGCUGGCUCAUGACCUCGGCUCGGCCUCGCCGGCGGCCAACCUCAACUUGCAGCUCCUCUCGUCGCUCCUGCUCAACGGCGCAGCGUCGCCGGUCUACAAGGCCGUCAUCGAAACCGGGCUUGCCGCCGACUACUCUCAGCGGACCGGGCAGAAUACCGAGAUGGCGACGGCCUCGUUGGGCAUCACCUUCCAGGGCAUCUCGUCCAAGGCCGGGGCGACGGACCGCAUCGACGAUGCCGUCGCCGCCGCCCUAGACUCGGUCCGCGCCGAUGGCUUUGACCCGGCCCGCAUCGACGCCCUCCUCCACCAGAUCGAGAUCUCGCUCAAGGCCCGUCCUGACAACUACGGCCUCGCGCUCUCGUCGUCGCUCCUUCACUCGACCUCGCUCGGCGCCUCGCUCCCGGACCUUGUCCGCAUCGAGGAGACCCUCGACGAGUUCAAGGCCGACCCACAGGGCGCGCUGGCGGCCACGCUUGACGCGCUCCUCGCCUCCCCGCCGGUCACCCUUACCAUGGAGCCCGAGCCCGAGUUCCUCGCCUCCCGCGACGCCGCCGAGGCCGCCGCCCUCGAGGUUGCCGGCGCGGAACUCUCCGCGGGCGCAAAGGCCGAGCUCGAGGCGGUGACCAAGACCUUCUACGCCCGUGAGUCCGAGGACGUCUCAGCGCUCGCCGACACGCUCCCGGCCAUCUCCAUCGACGAGUGCUCCGAGGAGCUGACGCGGCGGAACGAGACCGUGAUCGCCGCGCCGUCGGGCAUCUACACCCACGACGCACCGACCAACGGCCUGGUGUACGUCCGGGCGCUGACGCGGGUGCCUGACGAGCUCGCACCCGAGUCGGCUGCGCUCCUCCCGCUCUACGCCUCGCUCCUGCCCUCGCUCGGCACCGACGGCGGGCGCGGCAAGGUCCCGUACGCCACCAUCGACCAGGAGCUCCAGAUGAAGGCCGGCUCGCUCUCGGCCGGCAUCUCGCUCGCCGACGCGCUCGAUUCGUCGGCCCACUUUACCGAGCGGGUCAGCGUGUCGGGCUCGUUCCUUGAGGCCAAGAGCGCCGACGCGCUCAACCUCUUUGCCGAGAUCCUCACUGCGCCCGACUGGACCGACACGGAGCGGAUCGGGACGCUGGUGGCGUCGAUUGCCGGCGAGCUCUCGUCGUCGAUCCAGUUCUCGGGCCACUCGUUUGCGGCGCUCAACGCGCGCUCGCGGCUCAACCGGGUCAACGCGCGCUCGGAGCUCUUUGACGGCCUCUCGCAGCUCAACGUCCUCGUUCCGCUCGCCAACGAGCUCGCCGCCGUCGACUCGCCGGCCGAAUCACCGCUCCUCGCCUCGGUCAUGGACGCGCUCGGCGGCCUGCACGCCCGCAUGAUCGCCGGCGCCUGGGGCCAGGGCUCGGCGUUCUCGGUCGUCGCCCCGACUGCCGCCGACUACGUGGCGCCGGUGGAGGACUUUGCCGGCGCGCUUGGUGCGCCCAUCACGUCGUCGCCGCUCCCGGCGUCCGCGCCGUCGCACCCGGCCGGUCUCCCUUCACCCGACGCCUUUGCCCCCGCCCUCCGCUCCGAGUACGUCGUCCUCCCGUAUCAGGUCCACUACGUGGCGUCAGCCAUCCCCACCGUUCCUGCCCUUCAUCCCGACGCCACGCCGCUUUCGCUCCUUGGCUCGAUCCUCUCGUCCGAGUACCUCCUCCCGGUUGUGCGGCAGAAGGGCGGUGCGUAUGGCGCGGGCGCCUCGCAGUCCUCGGGCGCCUUCACCUUCUUCUCCUAUCGCGAUCCGCAGUCGACGGCCACCCUCGACGCCUUUGCCGGCUCGGAGGCCUUCUGCAACUCGCUCUCCGACGCCGAGCUCGGUGCCAUGCUUGCCAGGGCCAAGCUCCGCGGCGUCGCCCGCCUCGACGCCCCGCUCGCGCCCUCACAGUUUGGCGCCGCCUACUUUAACGCCGGCGUCGAGGACGACGUCCGUCAGCAGCUCCGCUCGGCUCUCUUUGCCGCCUCAGUCGACGAUCUCCGCCGCGUCGCUGCCGAGCACCUCUCGGCCUCUGCCCCGCGCUCGUCGACCAUCAUCGGUCCUGGUGGCGCCUCGGUGCCUGCCGGCGAUGACUGGGUUGUUGUUGAUCCUGCUGCCAAUGCCCGUGGCUAA